Eucalyptus grandis is the source of this 2344-nucleotide messenger RNA. Its product is annotated as disease resistance protein RPV1-like. Bases 168 to 1862 code for a protein of 564 amino acids. The record is from RefSeq and is a predicted model, not a curated record. NCBI's taxonomy places the organism in Eukaryota, Viridiplantae, Streptophyta, Magnoliopsida, Myrtales, Myrtaceae. Gene Ontology annotation, molecular function: protein binding. The transcript is spliced from 2 exons.
CAAAAAGGUUGAGGCCAUUUAUCUGAACAAAGGCAACUCAGAAGGCUUUGGCAGAACAAUGGACCAAGGCAAUAAUGUUCUCACGGGAGAACAAUUCAAGAAGUUAAGGAAUCUAAGGUUCCUUCGAUGCGAGAGGGGCACAUUUUAAUGGAGAUUUUAAGGGCUCAAUGAAGGAGUUAAAAUGGCUUCAUUGGGAGUAUCAUCCCUCGCCUUUUGACGGAAAUAAUUUUCAUGUAAAGGAAUUACGUGUGCUCAAGUUGUGGGGAGAGAUAUCGGAUAAAUGGCAAGGAUGGAGUUCCAUCACGAUGGCAAAGAAGCUAAAAUAUCUCAACCUUGCAAAUUGUCGAUCUUUAGAAGGAACUUCCUUCCUCUCAGCUUUUGAGAAUUUGGAGGUUCUGAUCUUGCACGGAUGUGAGGAACUAAAGCAAAUUGACUCUUCGAUUGGAAACAUGAGGAGUCUGGAAUGCUUGGACUUGACAGGGUGUGAUCUCCUCGAGGGACUGCCAGCAGAAGUGGGUAAAUUAAAAACACUGAAGCAACUCAUUCUACAUUGGACUUUUAUUUCUUCACUGCCGGACAGCAUUUGGGCUUUGCAGAAUCUAGAAAUUCUAGAUAUUCAGGCCGCUCAGAUAGAAAAUUUACCAGAAAGUGUAGGGGCUUUGCAUAAUCUAAUAAUUCUGAAUAUUAGUCAAACUAACAUAAAAAAAUUACCCAAUGGUAUUAGAACAUUGAGAAAGCUCCAAUAUUUAUCUGCUGCAAAUUGUGAAAAACUGGAAGAGGAAAUUCCGGAAGGCAUCUAUAAUCUUUCUUCCCUGCAUCACCUUGAUUUGUCUUUUUGCUAUAAGCUCCCAUCGCUGUCGGUGCUUCCUUCCAGCUUAAAAUAUUUGAGCAUCACCUGUAAAAGUCGCCGAUUGUCUUCACUUUCCAACCUAACCCAUCUCAAGAAACUAAGACUACUAGAUUGCGAAUCCCUCGAGUGCUUCGGGGAGCAUCCAUCAGCACUAUUAGAAAAAUCUGUAAACACUCCCUUCGAAUUGGAAAUCCUGAUAAUUGUUCGCUGCAGGCGUAUGGAAACGCUAGACGUUUCACAAUUUAACCAUCUGAGGAGAUUACAAGUGGAGGAUUGUGAUAAGGUACUUGAAAUUCGAGGUCUUAACAAAUUGGAAUAUUUGGAAAGCUUGGAAAUCGCAGCUUCCAAAUCUCCCAAAGCUUGUUCUAUUGAAAGGUUAGACCUCCCAAUGUGCAAGAAAUUGAGGAUAUUCGAAGCUAAAAGUUGCAUAAACUUAAUUGAAAUUCAAGGCCUCGAUAAGUUGGGGUCUUUGGAAGGGAUAGAUAUUUCUGGGAGUACUUCAAUUGUGAAGCUAGACCUUCCAAAGUCCAAGGAUAUGAAGAUAUUCAAUGUUAAAGAUUGCGUAAGAUUGGUUGAAAUUCAAGGCCUCGAUAGGUGGGAGUCCUUGAAAGGAAUAGAUAUCUCUGGGUGCACUUCAAUUAUAAGGCUGGACCUUCCAAAAUCCGAGGGUAUGAAGAUAAUCAAUGCUAAAAAUUGUAAAAACUUAGUUGAAAUUCAAGGCCUCAAUAGGUUGGAGUCCUUGGAAGAGAUGGAUAUCUCUGGGUGCGAGUCCUUGGAAGAGAUAGAUAUCUCUGGGUGCUCUUCAAUUGUGAGGUUGAGCCUUCCAAAAUCUGAUGGUUUGAAGAUAUUGGGUGAUACGAAUUGUCAAAAGUUGGUUAACAUUCAAGCCCAAAAUUCCUUACAAAGGACAGAACACUUUGCUAAAUAUUUUAUUCAGGGGCUGGGUCGUCCAAUGUUCGAGGAUUUGAGGGAGUUAUAUGGUGGAUUAUACAAAAGCUUAUAUGGAGUUUAAAGGUAUCAUAGGUUGAAGUUCUUGCAAAUACUAAGUAUGUCUGGAUGCAUUUCCUUUGGAAGGUUACCAAAUACAUGUUGCUUUGACUUGGUAAUCAAUCGUUGUGACAACCUUCAUGAUAUUCAGAGCCUAGAGAGAUCCAGGGCUUGAGAAGUCAACAUCUCUCGAACACAUUGCCAUCAUAGGAUGUUGCUCGAUCGAGAUCUUACUUGAUUUGUCAUCAUGUACCAACUUGGUCAGUUUGGUUGUGCAAAAUUGCGAGAAAUUGACGAUGCUUCAUGGGCCCAAGAAAUUGGAGAAACAAAGGAAAUUGGACAUUUCUGGAUGCAAGUCACUUGAAACAAUACCAAAAUUAUUCAGAGCACGGCGUUAUCGAAAUUACAAGAAUAAGCCAUUUUACUUGUAUCCUAGAAUGAUAGAAUUUGGAGAAGAUGAUUGGGAUUAAUCGGAAUAAUUGAGACGAUCCACAUUAUCUGACAAAG